Molecule: messenger RNA, 926 nt
Organism: Closterium sp. NIES-67
Lineage: Eukaryota; Viridiplantae; Streptophyta; Zygnematophyceae; Desmidiales; Closteriaceae
Source: the annotation of a GenBank genome assembly
UCCUGACGUCCUUAGGUGACUCGGACGACUCGGUCAUCGCUGAUUCUCCGCAAAUCCAGUCACGAUCAACACAGUUGCAGCUUACAGCUGAUCGUUCUGGUGUUCCCCUCUGUGACACAGCAGGCUCCGGGGGUUGAAAUGGACGAAUUCGAGAGCCUUCUUCAAAGCUUCUCAGACGCGCUCAAGUCGAAAUGGAAGGAGGUUACCGAGGGCCCUCCGAUCACGGACCAGAUUCAGGCGUUCAUCCACGCCGUUGAUUGGACGGAGCCGUGGAUCAUCGGUCUGCUGUCGUUCCACGCCGUGCUGCUCCUCAUGGUUCUUCUAACACGGCGAUGGCAGAACUUCCAGUUUGUCGUGUUCGCCUUCUGCGCCAUACUGGUGUACCUAGCGGAGCACAUAAACGCAUACGCUGCUCAUCACUGGAAGGCAUUUUCCCGCCAGAACUACUUCGACCAAUACGGGCUCUUUGUGUCGGUGCUCUUCUUCGGCCCGAUUCUUGUCAUCGGGAUUGUCAUUCUGGUACAACUAAUGGUCAGCACGGUAGAAUUGAUGGUGAAGUGGAAGAGAGCGGAGCUCAAGCACAGGGCGAGAAAGGCAGCACAGCAAGAGAGGAGAAAAAAAGAGUAGGUGCUAUCAGCAUGGUGGUCGUCAGACCUAGAUGUUGCCUUCUCAAACAGAUGGUGAUGGUGCCAGAUGCCUGCAUUGUGCUCUGCAGCUUUGGGAGAUGGUAUUGGAAUGGAUAGUUGUUGUGUUGCCCUGAAUGUUGCCUGCCCAGAUAGCAGGCUCACCGAAAUUAAGGGUGGGUGGGAAAGUCCGCUCAGUUAUACUUUUCGGCCGUUCAUUCUGCCCGUCGGGAGAAUUUGGGCUGCUUAACAUGUACAGUAACGAGGUGAUUCAAACAAGGCAAACAAACAUCUUGAUCUAAA